Linnemannia hyalina is the source of this 1578-nucleotide messenger RNA. Lineage: Eukaryota; Fungi; Mortierellomycota; Mortierellomycetes; Mortierellales; Mortierellaceae. The record is from the annotation of a GenBank genome assembly.
AUGCUCCUCAACAACCGACGCCAACACCCUCAACUUUAUCAACAACAGUAUCCUCAACAGCAACAACAGUUCCGACCUAAUCAUGUCCCUGGAGGACCCUUGCCCUUCACGGGACACACCCGAAGUUUGAGCAGCGGUGGCCGUCCUGCUGCACCUAAUGGCUACAGUAAGAAUGGUAGACGACCGUUGAAUAGUCCUAUUAGUAACAACAACUAUCCUCACCAACAACAACCUGGCAACAACGGGGACAGCAACGGAGGGUACAACAUGCAGCAGCAGCAAGGGUUAGCCGGCAGACUACGCUCGGAAUCCAACCCUUCUUACAGCAGCAACCCCAACAAUUCCGUGUAUUCUCCAGGUGGGACCCUUGAUGGCGUCCCCAGUAGAGCCAAGUCCAGUGGCACAGCAGCGUCAGGAAGCUCUUUCCAGGACCGCUUGAGGGAGCGGGACCGAGAGCGACAGGGUCGAGAGCGAGAGCGAGAGGAAAGAGAGGCUGCAGCCCGUGCUAUCCAUGAAGACCCUAAACAUAACACCGUAGCGUCGACGAACUCUAUGACAGCAACCGCGACGGCAGCAGCGGCAAAGGAAGCAGCGGCAGCGGCAGCAGCAACGGCGCAGAGUACGGGAACGGCGCUCUGGAACCGUAUGCGUGCAGCCAAGGAUGCUAUCAAUGUGGCCAUCACAGGAGAGGAGCGUUGGCCAGACUCUGAUGACUCUGAUCACGAAGGCGAAUCGCACGUCAGUCGUGUGCUGCGAGAGUACAGCGACAAGAAGAAAAUCGAUGAACUUGACCGCAUGCCUAUCGCUAGCCCAUUAUCGUCCAGCAGCAGCACUGGCAGCAACUACAGGAAUCGAACCCUCCGGGACGCUAUCCGACAGGAGCAUGGUGCUAACAACAGCAGUUCCCCAUCACCAACUUCUCUUGCGUCAUCGGCGUCGUCGAGCGAUUAUCUUGUUCGGUCUCGCAGAGCUAGAGGAGAAACCGGACACCUGCCAUCUCGCUCAGACUCUGCAUCCUCGGCCCCACUCCGACCUAUAAGAACCCGAGAAAUCGGACAGAAGCCAGCUGGUACACUCUCGCCGCCUGCAUCCCCUGCUUCUGCAACACUACCAACACCCACCUCGCCUAAUACUCCUAGUAGUGCAUCGUUGGAGACACCGCGAAUCGGGAACCGGUUUCGGACAAGCAGUGAUGCCAGUCUAAGCGCAGCGCUGGGUCGACUGGAGGGCAAACGGAACCAAGAUGCGUUGGUCGCUCAGGUAAGCCAUCUGGGGAGCACACGGGCCCGGUCGCCUCACCGAGGGAACAGGGCUUACCGCGAACAUAUCGAUGUCGCCCCACCACCACCUCUGCCGACGCCCAAGAGUGACUACCGUCAACAGCGACAACAACCUCUCACACCACCCUCUUCUGGGUCAUCUUCGAAUACGCUGAGAUCGAGUCCAUCGUUGCCGUCAUUGUCGUCAUCGUUGUCGUCAUCGCGCAGAAACGGCCAGCCUGUCGAUUUGGGUGCAUAUGGACAACGCCAACAACAACAACAGCAGCAGACACAACAACAGCAAGCGCGCUACUUUUAA